AUGAAUUUGAAGUUUAAGAAAAUUGAAAAGCAAUAUUAAGCACGUCAAGUUUUCGUAAGAGUCAGCAUCAAAGAAAGAGUUUUUCGUAAGGAUUUUCCAAUACUACAAAUUUAAUUAGGUCUUUCCUUUUUGAGUAAAUAUAAUAUCCACUCAAAUUCAUAGAUAAUCCUAAUAAAUACUAUGGACAAAAAAAUCCUAAUAAAUACUAUCGACGACUGAAAUAAGGAGUAGUAAUUAAAAUUGCGAUAUCUUCAUUUUAUAUCUAUAUAGUUGUUAAACUGAAAAGGAAUAAUUGCUGCCACCAUUUUGAAAUUUAAUCCUCUUUUAUAAUCAAACUUUCAGAUUAAAAAUAAAAAAAAAAUAUUCCGAAACAGUAAAUUUAUAAUUUAAAUUAUUAUUAGAAGAAGUAGCAGAGAAUCCGCUCCCAGUCUUUUUCUUCAGUAUCAGAAGUCUCCAAAUUCCGAAUUCUGCAAAGCAAAAUCCACACACUUUUCGCGCACUAAAAAACACUAACACACACAAUGCACGCGAAGACGGAUUCGGAGGUGACGAGCCUGGCGCCGUCGUCGCCGGAUCACAACCGGCGGCCGGUGUACUACGUGCAGAGCCCGUCGCGCGACUCGCACGACGGGGAGAAGACGACGACGUCGUUUCACUCGACGCCAGUGCUGGGGAGUCCCAUGGGGUCGCCUCCGCGGUCGCACUCCUCCGUCGGCCACCACUCCAGGGAGUCCUCCACCAGCCGCUUCUCCGGCUCGCUCAAGCCUGGAUCGAGGAAGGUCUCGCCAAACGACGUCGGAUCUGGGGGCAGGGGACCCCGGAAGGGCAGCCAGACGAAUUGGAAGGACUGCGAUGUGAUUGAAGAAGAAGGCCUACUAGAAGAUGAGGAGUCGCAAAAAGGCCUGCCGCGUAGAUGCUAUUUCCUUGCUUUUGUUGUCGGAUUUUUUGUGCUCUUUUCGUUUUUCGCCUUGAUUUUGUUGGGUGCUAGUAAACCGCAGAAGCCUAAGAUCGCGAUGAAGAGCAUUACAUUUGAGAGAUUUAUGGUUCAAGCUGGUUCGGAUUCAACGGGGGUAUCGACGGACAUGAUCUCCAUGAACUCGACUGUGCGGCUCACAUACCGUAACACAGCUACAUUUUUCGGAGUUCACGUUACCUCCACUCCGCUCGAUCUCACGUACUCGCAGCUCACCGUUGGCUCUGGCACCGUGAAGAAGUUCUAUCAAUCGCGGAAGAGCCAGAGGAAUGUGGCUGUGACAGUAAUAGGCGACAAGAUCCCGUUGUAUGGAAGUGGAGCUAGCUUGAGCACCCCGACGGGGCUCACCACGCUCCCUGUGCCGCUCAAACUGGAGUUCACAGUUCGAUCCAGGGCUUAUGUUUUGGGCAAACUGGUGAAGCCCAAAUUCUAUAAGAAGAUCGCUUGCUCCAUCGUCUACGACACCAAGAAGCUCAAUGUGCCCAUCUCCCUCAAGAAUUGCACUUACAAUUAACGGAGAAGAGAUCAUCAUUGUUCAUAGGAUUGAUUGAGCUAAUUCGAUAGCAGCUUCAUGUGUUGCAGAAAGAGUCUCAGGGUUAUACCAGGUUGGAUUUGCGUGCCAUUAUUUAUAAGUACAUGGGCUCAGUUAAAUAAGAACUCCAUCAAUUCUUCAUGUGUCUGUUUAUAUCUUUCGAGGCCCUGUGUGGCUUAUUAAUUUAAUUUAUUUUUGGUAUAUUGAAUUUUGACGAACUUUUUAGUUUUUGGGUCAAAGGAAGUAUGUAUGAACGAACUUGAUAGCAUGAAUAAUUACAUGUCUUAUAGUAUUUGCUAUGAAAUAUUGAGUAAAUUGUUUUAA
Salvia miltiorrhiza (redroot sage) is the source of this 1829-nucleotide messenger RNA. RefSeq lists its product as uncharacterized. The record is from RefSeq and is a predicted model, not a curated record. NCBI's taxonomy places the organism in Eukaryota, Viridiplantae, Streptophyta, Magnoliopsida, Lamiales, Lamiaceae. The coding region runs from base 522 to 1487 and encodes 321 amino acids. The transcript is spliced from 3 exons.